This is a messenger RNA of Cercospora beticola, 243 nucleotides long. RefSeq lists its product as uncharacterized. NCBI's taxonomy places the organism in Eukaryota, Fungi, Ascomycota, Dothideomycetes, Mycosphaerellales, Mycosphaerellaceae. The record is from RefSeq and is a predicted model, not a curated record.
AUGUCGCAAACAACCUACACAAGUCAGACUCAGCGAAACGGGACCUACGCAGCCGCAAUUGACAAUGGCAAAUUCGAAUGGUGUCCUCGACAGACCACGCAGGCGUCAUCCGCAGCGACAGAAGGAUCGAAUGGCCGCCGGGAGCAGUAUCGCAGCGCCACAAGCAGCGCUGAAUACGAUGCCCCAACCUCGCUGGCUGGUAUUGGGGCCCAAUUCGAACAAAAUCAGGGGCGCAAGUCUUGA